CUUGAGGUGCCUGACAGAACCACAACAACAGACAACUCUUCACCCACGCUCUUCACCGCUGUUGUUUUGUAGCAUCACGAAUCCUCGAGACUCUACGAAGCUUUUGCGAUCAGCUGGAUUACCUUAAUACCUUCUGCCUUUACGACAAAUCCUCCUCGAACGGGUCACGAUGGCGCAGGAUGGCGAACCUCCAAAGUCUGUUGACAAGGGAAAGGGGAAGGCAAUAGACGGAGAGCCCAGCAAAGCUGAAGAGGUGAAGAAGGAUAAGGAUGGAAAGCCACUCGUUAAUGGCAAGACGGAGGAGGGUGUUAUUGGAGCACCAGAAGAAUUGAGUGAAGAGGAUCUACAACUGAAGAGUGAGCUAGAUAUGCUGGUUGAGCGUUUGACGGAGUCUGACAAAACACUUUACAAAUCCGCGCUGGAGGCUAUCAAAGACUCGAUCAAAACUUCUACAUCGUCAAUGACCGCAGUUCCGAAGCCCCUCAAGUUCUUACGACCGCAUUAUGAGCCGAUGACGAAGCUUUACGAAGAAUGGCCCGCUGGAGAAGACAAGACCUCACUCGCAGAUGUGCUUUCGGUGAUUGGAAUGACAUUUUCGGACGAAGAUAGACAGGACACACUGAAGUUCCGAUUACUGGCGCCUACAUCAGACAUUGGAUCUUGGGGACAUGAAUACACACGACAUCUGGCUCUGGAACUUGGAGAGGUAUACACCAAGAGGUUAACAGCCGACGAGCCGUACCAAGACCUCAUAGAUCUUGCAUUAGUUCUGGUUCCUCUAUUCCUAAAGAGCAAUGCUGAAGCAGAUGCUGUCGAUUUGAUGAGCGAGCUUGAGAUCAUCGAUGAGCUUCCAAAAUUCCUUGACAAAGACACUUUCCCUCGAGUCUGCCUGUACAUGGUCACCAUGGUCAACCUCCUUACCUACCCAGAAGACCAGCAAUUCCUCCGAACAGCGCACGAUAUCUACAAGCAUUAUGAUCAGCUCACCCAGGCGAUUGUACUUGCGAUCCGUCUUAAUGAUGUUGAUCUAAUCAUGUCCGAUUUCAACUCUACAAAGGAUGCAUCAAUCAAGAAGCAAAUGGCUUUCCUCAUUGCCAAACAGCAGAUUGUGCUACCAGAUCUGCCAUCAGAAACGGAUGACGACCAGAUAAUUAUGGAAUGUCUAGGAAACAACAAGAUGUCCGAGCACUUUAAGGCUCUCGGCAAGGAGUUGAACAUUCUGGACCCGAAAACCACAGAAGAUAUCUACAAGAGCCAUCUCGAGAGCAAUCGCGUUGCUGGUUUGACAAACCUAGACUCCGCCCGACACAACCUGGCCGCUGGAUUCGUCAACGCCUUCGUGAAUGCUGGCUUUGGUAACGACAAGAUGAUGAUGGUUGAAGAGGAGAAGUCCAGUUGGGUUUGGAAGACCAAGGAGGAGGGAAUGAUGUCUACAGUCGCUUCCAUGGGUACACUGUUACUGUGGGAUGUCGAGGGUGGACUUGACAAGAUCGAUAAGUACACAUAUGCCCCAGAAGACCAGAUACUUGCCGGUGCCAACCUGGCUAUUGGUAUCAUGAACUCUGGUGUACGAAUCGACUCUGAUCCUGCUUUGGCUCUUCUUGGUGACGAAGAGAAGCUGAAUUCUAAGAGCCCUAUGGUCCGGGUGGCUUCUAUCAUGGGUCUCGGUCUUGCAUAUGCUGGCUCAAAUCGAGAAGAUCUCCUUGCCUUGUUGCUGCCAAUCGUUGGUGAUACAUCCUUGGACAUGCAACUCUCUGCUAUGGCUGCUCUAUCUCUUGGAAUGGUCUUCGUUGGAUCGUCCAACAGUGAUGUUAGCGAAGCGAUCGUGCAGACGUUCCUUGAUGAUGACCGAAAAUCACAAUUGAAGGAUAAAUGGACUCGCUUCAUGGCCCUCGGUUUGGGAUUGCUGUUCUUCGGACGUCAAGAGGAAGUGGACGUUAUCUUAGAGACUCUGAAGGCUAUCGACCACCCCAUGUCAAAGCCAACUUCAGUACUUGCUGAAAUCUGCGCAUGGGCUGGCACGGGUACCGUUCUGAAGCUCCAAGAGUUGUUGCAUAUCUGUAACGACCACAUCGAGGAAAGCGAUGACAAGAAGGGCGAUGAGCUCCUUCAAGCUUAUGCUGUCAUUGGUCUCGGAUUGGUCGCGAUGGGUGAAGAUGUGGGACAAGAGAUGGUUCUCAGACAAUUCGGCCAUCUGAUGCAUUAUGGCGAGGCCAACAUCCGAAGAGCAGUGCCCUUGGCAAUGGGUCUACUCAGUCCCAGCAACCCCCAGAUGAAAGUUUACGAUACCUUGUCGAGAUACAGUCACGACAAUGAUAACGAUGUCGCGAUCAACGCUAUCUUUGCAAUGGGUCUUCUUGGUGCUGGAACAAAUAAUGCCAGAUUGGCUCAACUGCUCAGACAAUUGGCCAGCUACUAUCACCGAGACCAAGAAUCACUCUUUAUGGUCCGAAUUGCUCAAGGUCUCCUCCACAUGGGCAAGGGCACGCUCUCCAUCAGUCCAUUCCACACCGACCGACAAGUAUUGUCAAGAGUCUCAGCUGCUGGUCUUCUCUCAGUCUUGGUUGCCAUGAUCGAUGCCAAGCAAUUCGUUACUGACAAGUCACAUUACCUCCUUUACUUCCUUGUCACAGCCAUGCAUCCUCGCUUCCUCGUCACUCUCGAUGAAGAUCUUAAGCCCUUGGUAGUCAAUGUCAGAGUCGGUCAAGCAGUGGACGUUGUUGGACAAGCAGGUCGACCAAAGACUAUCACUGGAUGGCAAACACAGAGCACACCUGUGUUAUUGGCGUAUGGUGAGCGAGCAGAGUUGGAGGACGAGCAAUAUAUUCCAUUGACGAACAACCUCGAGGGGUUGGUCAUUCUGAGAAAGAACCCAGACUGGGACGAUGGUAAGAGCUAGGGGAGUUGGCAUGGGAUGAAUAAACUGUAUAAUAGCGGUAGACCUGAUCUCGCGAAAGCAUCACCUACAAACUGAUAGAUGAAAAAACAAUCGGGC
Messenger RNA from Mollisia scopiformis, 2995 nucleotides. RefSeq names its product 26S proteasome regulatory complex, non-ATPase subcomplex, Rpn1 subunit. The transcript is spliced from 4 exons. Gene Ontology annotation, biological process: proteasome-mediated ubiquitin-dependent protein catabolic process; regulation of protein catabolic process. Gene Ontology annotation, cellular component: nucleus; proteasome storage granule; proteasome regulatory particle, base subcomplex. The record is from RefSeq and is a predicted model, not a curated record. Lineage: Eukaryota; Fungi; Ascomycota; Leotiomycetes; Helotiales; Mollisiaceae. Gene Ontology annotation, molecular function: enzyme regulator activity. Bases 170 to 2899 code for a protein of 909 amino acids.